Molecule: messenger RNA, 501 nt
Organism: Phycomyces blakesleeanus NRRL 1555(-)
Lineage: Eukaryota; Fungi; Mucoromycota; Mucoromycetes; Mucorales; Phycomycetaceae
Exons: 2
Coding region: 98-475 (125 amino acids)
Source: RefSeq, a predicted model, not a curated record
AUCCUUCAGCAUCACCAGCAACCACAACAACAGCAGCAGCAACAGUAUUCUACUCCUCAAUCACAGUCUUUACAACAAUCUAGUAUGCCUCAGGACCAUGCCUAUCUCGCAAGUUAUGGAUACAAUACUAGUUCAUCCAGCCCUAAUGCAAACGGUAGGCCGCUCCGUGACCCAAGUCAGCAAGUUGCAGAACGAUUGCCUCGCUGUGGUGCUUAUUUCUUCGAACCCUAAACAUCCCCCCCCCCCCUUUUUUUUUCAAUUUUCAUCUCGCUCAAACACACAUGCCAUUAAUAUCAAGAAUUAUAGUCAUAAGGUCUUAUAUAUAUAUUAUUUUUUUGAAGAGAAGUUCUCCAAUUUAUAUUCUUUAGACUUCUUCUUCUUCUUCUUCUCUCCCUCGCUUUCUUGUUAUCCUUUUUUCUUUCUUUCUCCAGCUACAUAUUUCGUCGGAUACUUUUUUGUCCAAGCCAAUCAAUAAAUCAUAAGCUUUGUUUCAUUCAAAUC